This is a messenger RNA of Dendronephthya gigantea, 1724 nucleotides long. RefSeq lists its product as uncharacterized. The record is from RefSeq and is a predicted model, not a curated record. Bases 141 to 1724 code for a protein of 527 amino acids. The transcript has 5 exons. Lineage: Eukaryota; Metazoa; Cnidaria; Anthozoa; Malacalcyonacea; Nephtheidae.
UUUACAGAUUGUCGCAACAGUCUGUGUCGUCUUAAAGACUUUCAAAUGAUGUGGAGGAAAAUCCAGGUCCUAGGACUAUAAAUGAUAUAGUUGACCCUGCUUGUACAAUCCAUGCUGAUUUUAAUCAAGGUAAUGAGCUAAUGUUUGGUGUGAAUGCUGGUAAACAGUGUGUAGCUAUGUCAUUAUAUGCAAUUGUUUACAAUGAAAUUAAAUCUGUCAAUAUUUGGGACAAGUCAAUUCUAAACUCAAUUUUAGUAAGUGGAAACAGUUUGUAUUGUGUUAUCAGCCAAAGUAUAAAUAAGAGUUAUUUAUUAUUAACUGAUGUGCCUGAGUUUGUAGACAUAGAUAAUCAUACCUUUAAUUUGCAAUAUAGUGAUUCCUUUUCAGGAUCAUUAUAUUUGAGUGAAAAUAAUCUCCCAUAUGUGACUCUUGAGCAUGCUCUGAAUGAAGUAUUUCAUUCUUUAAACUAUAAAAGUUGUUUACUUACAAUUGGUAUGAACACUGUGGCAAUCAUGAUGCCUUUUCCUGAUGUAUUUAAAGUGUUUGAUUCUCAUUCACGAGAUAUGUAUGGUAGACCAUCCGCAUUGCAUUACUGUGUUUUGAUAUCAGUGGAAGGAAUAGAAAAUCUUGCAGAGUAUUUUCGGUUAACUUCAAGGUGCAAUGAAGCAAAUAUUGUUUUGCCAUUUGAGUUAAAGGGUUUAAGGUGCAUCGAUAAUAAUGAUUUAGAGACAGCUACUCAGCUACUUGAACAACAUAGUGUUAACAGAAAAGAAUUGAACAAUCAAAUAAUCGGCAAUACAUUUAGAAAAAGGGUGAGACCAGAUGAGUCACCAGAGAAAAAAGAAGCUAGACUUGCAAAAAAUAGAAAUGCUGAUAAAGUAAGAAGGCAAAAUGAGUCAGCAGAGCAAAAUGAAGCUAGACUUGCAAAAAAUAGAAAUGCUGAUAAAGUAAGAAGGCAAAAUGAGUCAGUAGAGCAAAAUGAAGCUAGACUUGCAAAAAAUAGAAAUGCUGAUAAAGUAAGAAGGCAAAAUGAGUCAGCAGAGCAAAGGGAAGCUAGACUUGCAAAAAAUAGAAAUGCUGCAAAAGUAAGAAGACAAAAUGAGUCAGCAGAGCAAAAGGAAGCUAGACUUGCAAAAAAUAGAAAUGCUAAGAAUGCAACAAAACAAAAUGAAACUAUUGAGCAAAGGAUUGCAAGAAUUGCAAAAGAGAAAGAAAGAAAGAGAGCUUCUCGAAAAAAUACUCCCUCUGCAAAGCAAAAGAAAAGUAAUGAGUCACAUUCAGUUGAAUCAGUUCGAAAUAUUGCAAAUGCUGAGAAUUCUUACUUGUCUAAUGAAGAUAUUGAUACAUUGACACUUAUUACUGGUAAUGUUGUCAAUGUGCCUGCAGAUGUAAACAGCACUGUUAAUGUGCUGCCCAGACUAUCAGAUGAGACAGAUGAUUUAACAACAUCAAACCUCCCUGAAGAUGAAUGGAGUGAGGAUGAAGCAGAAAUACCAGCUGGAGUAACUGAUAGUAUGUUGACUCCUCCAGACUUUGUCAGUGACAGUGAAAGACAAGAAAUCUAUAAUGUUGCACCUGGUGAAGGAAAAAUUAAAGAUUGGUUUUAUAUAGUUGAAUACCAGCAGCGAGGAUCACCUCAUAUUCAUAUGUUAAUAUGGCUUGAAAAUACACCUGUGUUUGGUGUUGAUAAAGAUGAAGAUGUUGUUGCUAUAUUGAUAGCAUAA